Messenger RNA from Clupea harengus (Atlantic herring), 3111 nucleotides. RefSeq names its product progesterone receptor (gene pgr). Gene Ontology annotation, biological process: regulation of DNA-templated transcription. Gene Ontology annotation, molecular function: DNA-binding transcription factor activity; sequence-specific DNA binding; zinc ion binding. The record is from RefSeq and is a predicted model, not a curated record. Lineage: Eukaryota; Metazoa; Chordata; Actinopteri; Clupeiformes; Clupeidae.
AUUGCAAACAUUAUUGUCACAUAAAUGUAAUUAUCUUUUCAAAAAGGAGGCUGGCUUGAAAGGGGGUGUUGGUCAUAGAGGCAUGACUCUUUUUAGUAAAAGUAGUGAACCUACUUGGAUAGUUGACAUGUUUAUUCUCUUUAAACUAGACCCUGAUUUGUGUUCUAGGUAAGGAUGCACUAAAAAUAAAUGAUAUAUUUAAUUCCAUAAAUUCGGUAUUAUUCAUGGAUUCGCUACUGACUAAUAGGUAAAGGCUAGAUUACUUUUUGUACACAGUCCUUGGCCAGAGGGAGUAAUCUGUCUAAGUGGUGUUCUUGCUUAGAUGGAUCAGACGUCCAAUCACAAGAGGAAGAGGGUGUUUGCUGCCGCGAGCUCUGGAGAUUUUCCACUUUCUUCUCAAAACGGAAAGGAAUCUUGUCCACAGGAUGGAAAGUAUGAAGUCCACUGUUGCAGACUCCUGUGAUACCGGCAAAAGGGUGAAUGACUUUAUAGAAAAGUAUACAGACGUGGGAGGCGACAAUGCGACGGAUCGUAAGGAGUUGGAGACAACGGUUUGCAUCUUUACAGGUCUGGGCCGUUUUGAAAAUGUGACUACCUUAUGUACAGAGCCUGAAUUAAUCACCGACAACACCGUUCUCAAAGACAGUACAGCAACAGACAAAAUGUUUAGCAACAAACGUUACAACGAUCGUCCAGAUGAUUAUAUUAAAUCCGAGCACAGUCCCUGGAUUCCCAGCAAAGUAUUUCAGAAGCACUCAGUGUCUCCUGAAAGUUCGCAAAGCUCAUCUGCGUCAAUUGCAUCACAGGGAGAGAUGUGUAAGUUUAUAAAAGAUGAGAAAGAACCAUCUCUCAUAAUGGAUCCUCGCGGUUCUGAUUUUGAUAUGACCUCAAACGUCUCUUCCAUGAACAGUUGUUACAACAAUGUCAAGAAACAGCAAUUCGACUUCAUGGUCGACGUGCCAUCGUUCCCAAACUACAGUUCUGGCCAACAGGUAGUUCUCAGCAGUUCUCCGACCAUAUUUGUCGAUUUGAACCAGAGUAACGCACGACAACCAUUUUCUGAAAUCAGAAGCGACUCUGCAUGUGUCUCCGGAAAAGGUAUGCAAAACUAUGAUGUGAUAAACACGCAGCCGUCUCAGCAGCAUCUGUUCAUGUGCAAGAACGAAAUGUCCCGAUGGCCACUUCAGCCCUCAGCAGCGGACAGUCAGACCUGGUGUCAGCCCUCCGGGAUGUCCGAAGAGCAGCAACAUCAAGCGGCAUAUCCCUCACUUGAUGGGAUUAACGCAGGUUUUCUUCAGCGGUCCUCAAACACCUACAACACAUUUUCUGGGCUGCCUCCCCAGAGAGUGUGCAUCAUCUGUGGGGAUGAGGCCUCUGGCUGUCACUAUGGUGUUGUCACAUGCGGAAGCUGCAAAGUAUUUUUCAAAAGGGCAGUGGAAGGUCAUCAUAACUAUCUCUGUGCUGGGAGAAAUGACUGCAUUGUGGAUAAGAUUAGAAGAAAAAAUUGCCCUGCGUGUCGUCUCAGGAAAUGUUACCAGGCUGGCAUGAUGUUGGGAGGACGAAAACUGAAGCGAUUUGGAGCCAUGAAAGCCAUUGGGUUAUCCCCAUCUAUGAUGUUCCAGUCUCCCCUUGCUCUCACAGGCGACGGCCAGGCCAUGACCUCACUGCCCUGCAUACCAAACUUAAGGGAACUUCAGCUCUCCCCACAGAUUUUAAGUGUACUGGAUAGCAUUGAGCCAGAGGUGGUCUACUCUGGAUAUGACAAUUCCCAGCCUGAUAUGCCUAACCAGCUUCUUAACAGCCUCAAUCGGCUUUGUGAGAGGCAGCUUCUGUGGAUUGUCAGAUGGUCGAAGUCUCUCCCAGGAUUUCGUAGUCUGCAUAUCAAUGACCAGAUGACGCUGAUCCAGUACUCUUGGAUGAACCUUAUGGUUUUUUCUCUGGGCUGGAGGACUUUUCAAAAUGUUUCCAGUGAAUACUUAUACUUCGCCCCUGAUCUCAUUCUCAGCCAAGAGCGGAUGAGAAAGUCACCAAUCUAUGAACUGUGCCUGGCAAUGCAGGUCAUCCCACAAGAGUUUGCCAAUCUACAGGUGACCAGGGAAGAAUUUCUGUGCAUGAAAGCUCUGAUGCUUCUAAACACUGUGCCUCUGGAGGGUCUGAAAAGCCAACACCAGUUUGAUGAAAUGAGACAGAACUACAUCCGUGAGCUGACCAAAGCCAUCCACAUUAAGGAGAAAGGGUUGGUGGCCAGCUCCCAGCGCUUCUUCCACCUAACCAAACUCAUGGACGCCAUGCAUGAGAUUGUGAAGAAGGUCAACCUGUACUGCCUGAGCACCUACAUCCAGGCAGACGCCAUGAAGGUUGAGUUUCCAGAGAUGAUGUCAGAGGUGAUUGCUUCACAGCUUCCAAAGGUGUUGGCGGGUAUGGUGAGGCCUCUUUUGUUUCACAAGUGAUGAUUCCUGAAGACCCAGUGAGGAUCACCCACAACAUCUUACCUAAGGAGACAUCUUAGGACUUUUUUUGAUUACUUUAUAUGGCAGUACCAUACUAUGUGCUCUCCUAGGUUUUUCUUAUCUAUGAUUCCUUGUUUUAGCAGUAAAUUCUUUGGCAAAAGUUACUCUUGUAUGAUCAAUAGUUUGUUGUAAUGACAUCAUAUUAUUAUGCCCAAACUGCACUAUUUUUAUUUCAUUUUUGUUACUGUGAGAUAUGGUAGCAUUUUUUACUUUGUGUAAACCCAGUAUCCGUAAAGCAUUAUAAACACAUUCAUAAAUGUUUGUAAAGUAGUCAUAAUGCAUCUUAGCGACUGACAUAAGUCUAUAAAACUAUUUAUAAAUUGACAUGACUGCACUUAAGCAUUAUGAUAUUAUGAUGAGCCCUACACAGCUAUUAUUAUGUCUGGGGAGGGGGGGGGGGGGGGGUCAAUAUUUUACAUGAAAUCUGAUAUUCAUUGUUGUAAUUAUUUCAGAUUAUUUGCAAUACUUUGCAUUACAUAGCUCGUAUUACAUUAUUCUCAUUGGGUGUCAAACAGCAGAUUGUUACUUUGAAAUUGUGUAAACCUGGUUACCAAGGGCUGUGUGAUAUAAAGUGUCAUUGAAGUUUUUUUUUUAAAUAUCA